AUGCAUCUUCGCGUCUCCUGGCUCGUCCCCUUGCUGGCUGCGGCUGCGGAUGUAGUCAUCGCCUCACCGGUACAACAACACCACAAUGUCGCCCGCGCCCCCACCAAGUAUGCCGUCAAGACACCGCCGUUGGAUACGCCGUGGACGGAGAAGGUGGGAACCAACCCGUGGACGGAGUAUCCGCGGCCGCAGCUGGCGCGCAGCCCGUGGCAGAACCUGAAUGGCAUCUGGCAAUAUCAAGGCGCGUCGUCGGUGGACGCGGUUCAAGAACCGCCCUUUGGGCAGUCUCUGGAAAACGAAGUCUUGGUGCCGUCCUGUUUGGAAAGUGGCUUGUCUGGGAUCCAGGGGAAAAACACUUACUACUCCUGGUUCAACACCCACUUCAAGGUCCCUGGCGACUGGAAGGGCAAGAAUGUGCUGCUGAAUUUUGGCGCGGUCGAUUAUGAAGCCACCGUCUUUGUCAAUGGGAAAGAGGCGGGCUUCAAUCGCGGCGGAUAUUUCAGCUUCACGGUCGACAUCACAAAGCACGUCGAGUUGGAUAAGGAUAAUGAACUGCUCGUAUUCGUCCAUGAUCCCACCGACAGCGGUGACUAUGUCAUCCCGAUCGGCAAGCAGAAGACGGCCCCAAAGAGUCAUAUCUUCUACGAGCCCUGCAGCGGUAUCUGGCAAGGCGUCUGGAUCGAGGCGGCGCCGGCCAACCACAUUGCACAGUUGGAUCUCGAUUCCAACAUGGACGGCGAGGUGACCGUGACGGUACACUCGGCAACCGGAAAAAGCAGCCCGGUCGUUGUGACCGUGAAUGAUGGCGAAAAGGAAGCCGCAUCGCACAAGGGUAAUUCGGACAAGCAGUUCAAAUUUCAAGUCUCGAAGCCAAAGCUCUGGUCUCCCGAAUCCCCGACUUUGUAUAACGUCACCGUCACCCUGGGCGAUGACGAGGUACAGAGCUACACGGGCUUCCGUACGAUCGCCAAAGGCGAGGUGGGAGGCAUCGUGCGCCCGAUGCUGAACGGCGAGUUCACCUUCAUGUUUGGUACCCUGGACCAGGGGUACUGGCCCGAUGGUCUGUACACGCCGCCUAACCGUGAAGCAAUGGUAUACGACCUCAAGGUACUGAAGGGGCUGGGUUUCAACAUGGUUCGCAAGCACAUCAAGGUGGAGACGGCGCUGUUCUACCGGGCAUGCGAUGAGCUCGGUCUCCUCGUCAUUCAAGACAUGCCGUCCCCGCGACCGCUGCAGAACAAAAACGGCCAGACCAUCCUCCCCAAUGAGGCCCAGCAGAAGGAGUUUGCCCGCCAGUUGGACCUCCUGGUGAACCAACAUAAGAGCUAUCCCAGCGUUGUCACCUGGGUGAUCUAUAACGAAGGCUGGGGCCAGAUCAGGUUCCCCUAUCCCGAGUUUGAAUUGACGGAGCGUGUGCGAAAGCUGGACCCCACUCGGUUGAUCAGUUCGACAUCGGGCUGGCAUGACCACGGGGAUGGUGAUUUCAGCGACAAUCACCAUUAUGCGAACCCCCAGUGCGGCACGCCUUUCUACUCCCUUGACUCGAGUCCGCACGACUCAUCCCGGAUCGGAUUCCAGGGCGAAUUCGGCGGCAUCGGCCACAACGUGUCCAUCGAGCAUCUGUGGAAUGAGCCGGGUCCCAUCAAUGAAAUCAACCGGACGUACGAGAUCGACACUACUCUGGACGCGUGGAACUACCGCGGCCACGUACUGCUCACGGAGCUGCACGAUCAGAUCGAACGAUUUGAGUGCAGCGGCGGCGUGUGGACGCAGACCACGGAUGUAGAAGGCGAGACAAACGGUCUGAUGACAUAUGACCGUCGGAUUAAGCGCGUAGACGAGGCACAGUGGAAGGCAGACAUCAAGGCGUUGUAUGAUGCGGCCAAGGCUAGGGUAUAG
Messenger RNA from Aspergillus campestris IBT 28561, 1899 nucleotides. Its product is annotated as putative hydrolase. The transcript has 8 exons. Gene Ontology annotation, biological process: carbohydrate metabolic process. Gene Ontology annotation, molecular function: hydrolase activity, hydrolyzing O-glycosyl compounds. Lineage: Eukaryota; Fungi; Ascomycota; Eurotiomycetes; Eurotiales; Aspergillaceae. Bases 1 to 1899 code for a protein of 632 amino acids. The record is from RefSeq and is a predicted model, not a curated record.